AUGUCCGACGAGGCUGCUGCUUCUGCGGUUUCAAGCAGCACAACCACCACCAGCAGUGGCGCUUUGACUGCUGAUUCAUCGGAACCGGCUAAAAGCAAACGCCGACGAUAUUUUACGAAUGGACGCAGUCGGACCAUUGAGCUUUCGACGCUCGCCGAAAUUGAUGAGGAGGAUCCCGGCGAGGAGAAUGUGUAUCAAACUUCCAUUUUUGGCGAUGAGUCUCGGCCGAAAUCGACGCAGGACGACAUGUUCAUCAACUCGGCUCCGAAUCGCUCGAUUAAACGCGGCUCGGUGAAAUCGCAGGCGUUGAAAUUGAGCGAGAAACUCGCGCAGAGAACCGAAAGUAGACUGAACACGGAAAAAGACGAGGAAAUGAUGAGCCAACAGAGUUGCAGUAAUCGGCAUUCUUUCUCACAGCCGCCACCGCCUGGAGCGGCGUUCGCAGAGGUCAAAGUGCAGCGUAAUUUUUCGGAUUGUAGAAAGGAAGCAAGAAGUUGUGAGACAAAUGAUUUUGCUUCUCGCGAAUGGCCUCAACCGGACAUGUUUCAGCCGAAUUUUCAGUAUCCAAUGCAUUCCAGACGUCCAAUAUCACGAUCAGCCUCAUUCGUAACGCCGACGCCAUUGCUCAUCUAUCCAAUGGUCGACAAUCGUUGCGAGAGUCGAAUCGGCGAGUACGCGAUGCCGAUCUACUACGCGAUGCCGCCACCGCAACCGCCGCCCAUGUUUCUACCAUUCGGCGCGACACCGGCGUCGACGUCGAAAGCCGUCGAGGCGCCGAUGAUGAUGAUGCACUCGUUCGAGGUGCCGCCGCCGCCGCAGAAGCUCAUGCGACGCAAAAUGGCGACGUCGCGCAAAAAGUCGUGGUGCUCGCGCAUCUGCUGCGCCGGUCUUGCUCAACUCCUAUGGACUAUCGUGUGCAUCAUUUCGUUCGGAAUAAUCGCUUCCUUAAUUCUCGCCCUCUGCUAUAUGUGA
Messenger RNA from Caenorhabditis bovis, 972 nucleotides. NCBI's taxonomy places the organism in Eukaryota, Metazoa, Nematoda, Chromadorea, Rhabditida, Rhabditidae. The record is from the annotation of a GenBank genome assembly.